AUGGUCGGGUACAGCGCCUUGUGCAGCUCUUUGGAGUCGCGCGGCUAUUGGCAGCCGGCACUGCAAACCGCCUGGGGCGUGCGAGCACGUGGUCUCAAAACAGAUGUGGUAUUCUGCAAUGCCAUCAUCAGCUCGAUGGAGAAAGGCUGCCAGUGGCGCUUCUCUGCGGAACUGCUGGGAACGAUGCGGCAGCGGGGGCACGAGCCCAGCCACGUGACGCUGAACGCCGCCAUGAGCUCGCUGGAGAAGGUCACCUUGGUGUUUGGCUGUCACAUCAAGCUGAGGACAGUUUGGCCAAACAAGUUGAAGGGUAUUCGCCAGGAGCUGUUUAGUGGCUCAAUGGAGGCCAAUGGACGCCCGAAAGCCAUGAGCCGAGAGAUCCAGCUGGGCAAGUCUUGGUCGGCAGGGCCAGGCUGUGCCGUGGCAUGGCGUGAGGGCGGCCUGGUGCACGUCUGUCUCCAGGACCGGGGCCAGAAGUUUCGGGUGGAUGUGCCAGGCUUCGACGGGGAGUUCCGCCAGGUGCUGGUGGCGGCCAGGGCCGCGGCCCUCUUCGCGGCGCAGUGCUGCGCCGUGGUAUCCCUGGAUGGGCUGGAGGGCGAGGAUGCGCAGAUUUUGGAGGCGCUGCCUCUGAUGCCCAGAGACGGCCUCAGCUUCGUGCAGGCGGCGUGGCAUCCCAUGAGCGACGCUCACCUGGGCAUGUUGUCCAGCGAUGGGAGCUGGAGCUUGCUGAAUCUCAGCACGAGCGCUUCCAUCCAGGAUCCAGAGCUUCACUUCCCAAAGAUCUUUGAGACAGAAGAGGUGGUGGACUUUGCCUUCGUGCCGCCCGGCGAGGAGCGCUCUCCGGAAGAUGCCUGGCUUUCGCUGUCGGUCUUCUUCCUGGCCGCUUCUGGGCGCGUGGCCUUGCGGAAUCCCGUGCUGCCAGCAGUGGCCGUGAUGAGCCACAAGGCCUUGCGCGCCUUUGCCGCGGACUCCAGCGAAGGCUUUGCGCGCGAGUGGCUGCUGAAGGCCCUGGCACGGCGUGAAGUGAUCGCAAAGCUCGGCGCCGAUGCAGUGGUGAUUCACCACCAGCAGCACCUGCACGGAACGGCGCCGAUGGUUUCCUCACCCGAAAACCAGCUGAUUGAAGACGGCGCAUUGGCGGCGCAGGCGCGGUCUUUUUGCAGCGUGCAAGUGGCUACAUGUUCGGGCUUGGUCUUAGUUGCCCGGGCUGCCUCCUGUGGUCUGGUGGAGAUCCUCGCCCUGGAGCAGUGCCCUGGUCCGGAUUUCCAAGGACGGAAGAUCAGAGCCAAAGUGGUGGAGGAGAUCGACCUCAUGUGUUCAAAGCCCUCUGCCGUACGCUUGUCGGUCAUGCCAGGGAUACCAACACUGUUUUCUCGAUCAAGUUCUCUCCUUGCAGCCAUUGAAUUGCCGAGACUUGGUUCGGGCACCGGGACUUGGUCGAGUGCCGGCGUCAACACCCUUGCCGAGUUGCGGUCUGAAGGUUCUGAAUUUGCUGGUUGGCAGCCAGAAAGCGGCCGCGGCGUGUUGCUGCGAGUCGAGAGAAGAGGCAGAUCCGCCACAUCUUCUUUGCAGCAUGUGGAGCUUCAGGCCAAGCAAGAAGAGUCCUCUACCCCUUCUGCGCCAAAGACAGAUCCGCUGCAGCUCUUGGAGAAGCCUCUGGUGACCCCCAAGGUCGCAGGCAAAGCCGAGAAGGCGGAGGACCUGGCCAAGGGUGUGGCUGACUUGAGGAGCGGCCUGGCCAACCUGGCGGCACGGAAGCAGCUGCUGCAGCACCUGGCGCGGACGCUGCCGGCCCGGGCUGAGGCCAUUCGCUCGGACCUCGACGCCCUGGGCGACGCCUCCAGCGGCGCCUCGGGGGAUGCCUCGGCCUCGGCGUCCCGUGCGGCGGCGCUGCAGGCGCGGCAGGCGGAGCUGGCGGCGCGGCAGCGGCGCCUGGUGGCGGCGCUGCACGCGGAGCUGGAGGCGCAGAGUCUGGAGGCGCAGAGUUUGGAGCUGCCGCCCCUCUGGGCGCGGCUCCACGAGCUGCGCCAGGCCACGGAGCUCCUGGCCGCCGCGCGGCCCGAGGGCCACGAGCACCGGCCUGGGCUCAAGGGCUUCGAGGGCUUCGGGCCCGCCAAGUCCAUCCGGACCACCGCGCAGCAUUUGCAGUCCCAGCUGGCAGACGCGGAGGUGGCAGUGGCGGCCGCCUACACCUGGACUUAG
Molecule: messenger RNA, 2202 nt
Organism: Effrenium voratum
Lineage: Eukaryota; Dinophyceae; Suessiales; Symbiodiniaceae
Source: the annotation of a GenBank genome assembly